Messenger RNA from Arvicanthis niloticus (Nile rat), 4094 nucleotides. It is a transcript of the gene Syngr1, whose product is annotated as synaptogyrin 1. The record is from RefSeq and is a predicted model, not a curated record. NCBI's taxonomy places the organism in Eukaryota, Metazoa, Chordata, Mammalia, Rodentia, Muridae. Gene Ontology annotation, cellular component: synaptic vesicle membrane; neuromuscular junction.
CGCGCACGGGCCGGCGGCGCGCGCCGAGCGGGGGGCGCCGCGCGGUGCAGCCACGAUGGAAGGGGGUGCGUACGGAGCGGGCAAAGCCGGGGGCGCCUUCGACCCCUACACCCUGGUGCGGCAGCCACACACCAUCCUGCGCGUAGUGUCUUGGGUCUUCUCCAUCGUGGUCUUUGGCUCCAUUGUGAAUGAGGGCUACCUCAACAACCCGGAGGAGGAGGAGGAGUUUUGCAUCUACAACCGCAACCCCAAUGCUUGCAGCUAUGGUGUGACUGUGGGCGUGUUGGCCUUCCUCACCUGCCUGCUCUACCUGGCGCUCGACGUGUACUUCCCUCAGAUCAGCAGUGUCAAGGACCGCAAAAAGGCUGUGCUGUCUGACAUCGGUGUCUCGGCCUUCUGGGCCUUCUUCUGGUUCGUGGGUUUCUGCUUCCUGGCCAACCAGUGGCAAGUCUCCAAGCCCAAGGACAACCCUCUGAACGAAGGGACGGAUGCAGCCCGCGCUGCCAUCGCCUUCUCCUUCUUCUCCAUUUUCACAUGGGCGGGCCAGGCUGUGCUAGCCUUCCAGCGGUACCAGAUUGGCGCCGACUCGGCCCUGUUCUCCCAGGACUACAUGGAUCCCAGCCAGGACUCCAGCAUGCCUUAUGCACCCUACGUGGAGCCCAGCGCUGGGUCGGACCCUGCUGGCAUGGGUGGCACCUACCAGCAUCCAGCCAACGCCUUUGAUGCUGAGCCCCAGGGCUACCAGUCACAGGGCUACUGAGCCCCCCUGAUGGUGGUGACAGUGACCGCCUACCCCGCCCCUGCCCUUCCAUCCUAGCUCCCCUCCCAAGCACCCUGCUCCCUCCCAGGUGACCCUGCCUAGCACAUGCUCAGCCUCCAAGUGACUCCACUGAGGUCCAGUGCAGCUGGGGUGGGGAGUGGUGGGGUGUAUCCACAUAUGUGUGCAAGUGUGUGCCCAGCAGGGGUCUAGAGGUGGGACCUGGGGUUACAGGCAUUCAUUCUGUCCUUGAGCAUUCACUGAGCACCUACUGUAUGCCAGGCCUUGCUCAGCUGGGGGGUGAGAGAUAGAGAGGGAGAAGGUGGGCUGAGGAGGCCCUGUUCCAGACACAGGAAAGAUGGGACAGACAGAUACUGGGAAGUUUGCCUGCAAGGGACUCAGCCACAUGGAGAGUGUGGUCAGUCACAGCAUGUGAGCCGUCAUGCCCAAGAUCCUUGAUAUACAACAGUCCUCCUGUGAUUGCCAGGGUUAUCUCCAUUUUAUGGUUGAGGAAACUGAGGUCUGAGGGGUCUAGGCACUUUAUUCAAGUUCAUUUAAGUGGCUGCUGAUGAGGCCACAUAGAGAUGGGCCAGAGAUAGAGCUCCUGCCAGCCUUCCCUACUUCCUGUUUGUUCACUUGGAUCUGCCACUCAGUGUUACUUGAAUUUGACGAAGGGGGUUGGGGGUGGGGGUAGGGCAGCCUUUCAAGAUGUGAGUCCAGUGAGACCCCGUGAUCUGCCUCCAACCCAGGGAGGGCCUCUUCUGCUUCACUUGCUUUCCUCAUGUAGAUCUCUCCUCAGUCUUGGUCUUCUCCUAGAGGGCUUCUUCAACCUACCCUGUCCCUUUUGUGUUGCUCAACAUGUCCCACGGGGAACUCCUUUGGGGGUGUGCCAGCAACUCCCUUUGCGGUUUCCCAAAGGAGUAGUGGCCAUCCCUGCCUCUUGGAGGGCUUACUGGGCCCUUUGCUCAUGGCUGGACUGGAUAGACAGGAGGCCAGGAGGUAGUGAAGACUGACCCAAGGUCCCAGUGAGUGAGCGGUAGAGAUGACCUCGCUGCCUGUUUAUUGGCUCCACCCACCCAGCAAGUGGCUCCACCUCCAGCAUCACCUGGGACUCAGGAGGCCCCCUCUCUGCUUGUUUGGGUCAGCAAACAGUCAGGGCUGGAGCAGUGGGAGGAGCUUUCAAUUACUGGGUCAGUUUGAGUGCCACAGCCACAGGUCACACUACCCCAAAUGAAGCAGGAGUGAGACUUCCAGCCACAGGAAAGAGAAUAGCAGGUUACCUCAAAGACAGAAGGGAAAAUGGGUGGAGCCUAAGGGGAGAGCAAGAAGGCAUUUUCAUACAAAAUGCUUCCCUCCCUGUGACAGGGAACGCAGAGGGAGGUUUCUGUGCCUCGCUCCUGUGUGUGCCCAGUAUACACGAGCUGGUUCCUGGGAAGCAGGUCAGUGGGCUGUGGGUCACCUUUAACAAUUGAGUUUCCCCCACCGCCUCACACCAUGCCCUACAGGACUCUGCCAGGCAGAUUUGCUCUUCUGGUACUCAUGUUGGUGUGGUGUCACAGAGUGGCUGUGGUCCCUGUCCUGUAGGAGCCUAUGAAGCACAUACAGACAUAGAGUCCAUUACAGUGGGAAACAUGGUGUGAGUGUAGGCCUGAGGAAGAGUCAAGGAGGGGACAAGAGUUUCAGAGGCCUAGAAGGAGCACCACAGCUCCUCCUGAGCAGACGGGGAAACCAGGAAGGGAAAUAGGCCCUUCCUAGUCCUCAGGCAGUUUCCAGAGCCAGGAGCACAGACAGUUAGCAUUGAAAAUUGGAUCCAGACUGAGGUCUCUAAGUUUGCUAGGGGUCACAGUGUUGGGAGAGAGCCCCAGGCGGCUGAGUGACAGCUGGCUGUUCCUGACUUCCACUUUCCACACCUGGGAAGGGGCUUUGUGUACAGCCCCAUGCCCCCACCAGGUGGCUCAAGGAGGGUCAACGUGGGGAUAGUGGACAGUGACUUAAGUGAUGCCAGACCAGAGGAGAGAUUAGCUACAGGAGUGUUGCUAUGCCACCACAAGUCAUGAAAAAUCCUCGUCUUUGCUACUCACAACCCAGAGCCUUCCCUGCCUGUGGUCACUAGAGACCCAAGGACUGCCGCCAUCUGUUUCUCCCUGGACAGCAACAGGCCACAGGUGAUGUCAGGCAGAGGGCAGGGUGCUGGUUAAACUCUGCCUAACCCUGGGCAUCUAUCAUAGACUCUUCUUAGUCCUCAGGCUGGAGAAGUUUACAGGACCGGGGGUGGGGCUUCAGCGUCUCCCCUUGUCCCAUGCAUGCCACCAUCAUAGUAGUGAUAUCAGACAGUGGGUGAGUGGCCUGAGCAGGAUUUGAGUAAGACCCAGGCUUCUGACUCAGUAGUGUGAGAGGGGUCACACCCCCACGGACAUAGCAUAGCCCUUGGAAGACUCAAGGCCAGCAGCACCCUGGAUUUCCUUCUCCUAUCUACGGCCUCUGCGUUCCUCCCACAUUCUCCUUGGAGGGGGUCCCCCACAGCCUAUGGAACUGGGGUUCCCUUCUCCCUGUCAAGCACAAAAGAAGGUCUGGGGAACUUGGGUUCCACACGAAUUUAUAGCUGCAGGGAUCCUUUGAGAGGAUUAUAUUUCAUCCAUGGUCAUGCAGAGUUGAGAAAUUGGGAGCCCCGUCUUCUGCCUUCUGAGAUGACAUAUCCUGUGCAGUCACAGGCCAUCUUGCCUGGGCAGCACCCACUCCGCCUGAGAUGUAGCAAUCAAGGGGCUAAUUUCCAGGGGACUGGCACCAGUCUCUGUUCAAUCUGUCCCUAAUGAUUCUUGAUUUUCAAAGACUUGGGGUUCCAGGCUUUCCCCAUGUAACCAAGAGUUCCCACUUGUCACCCCUGGGGCACCUCUAACGUUUGACCCUUUGAUCCCUAAAGAGUAUGAGCAGGAGUCCCCAGAGCUUAUGGAGGAUGAACUGGGCUAGCUGUCUCCCAGUGCUACCCCUGACCUGAUAACUUCACCCCCUGGUGCCCAUAGCUCUUGUCUGGGUGCCCUGGUCCCUCCCGCAGCGUUACUGCCUGUGUAUAGUAUAAAUAUAUAUAUUUUCUAUAUAUAAGAUGUAUAAUAUAAGGCUCCACAAUAUAUCUGUGAGUGUGUGUGCGUGUGCGUGUGUGCGGUGAAGGGCGGCCCCCAAGUUGGGCCCUGCUCUAGCCCCUCCCCUACCUAGUUAAGCCUCUCCAGUGGACCCAGUGGCCCUGAGGCAUCCUCCUCUAUGACAUCCAUCCAUCUGUGGUGACCAAGUGAAGGUGGUGACUUCUGGUGACAUAGUAAUAAAGUGAAGAGUCAGCUCACCA